AUGAAGUUCCCUUGGCAAAAGAAACCCUUACAGCCUGAGAGAGCAACCAAUCCCUCUACACCAUCCUCUCCGGAGAAGUCAAUAGAACCGCACCCACCGCAACAACCUCAAGAUGGAGAGACACGCGUUAUUCCUGUCCCCGAGGAUAAGCAGUCCAAUCCACGAACCUCUUUGGAGCGUUCUGAAGCCGCUGAAGAACCUGUCGCAGACACAGACCAGAGCAGAACUGCGGAGGGUAAAGAGGCUGAAACAGAUCUUGUCUUUACAGCAUCAAGAACCACGCAGCCUUCCAGCGUGGGUGAGGCUGGAGAGGAUGACGAGUCAAAAUAUCCAAAAACGCUCCCCUUAGUACUUUUGACGUUUGGUCUGUGUAUGUCUACAUUUGUGGUGGCGUUGGAUAAUACCAUCAUUGCGACUGCUAUUCCGAGGAUCACGACAGUUUUCGACUCUCUAAAUGACGUUGGUUGGUAUGGUUCUUCCUACCUUUUGACCACUACCUCCCUUCAGCCUAGCUUCGGAAAGGUGUACACCUAUUUCAACAUCAAAUGGACGUACAUUGUUGCAUUGAUCAUAUUCGAGAUCGGCUCCGUCAUUUGCGCUGCUGCCGUCAAUUCUACCAUGUUGAUUGUUGGACGGGCGGUGGCGGGCGUCGGUGCCGCUGCACUGUUUUCAGGAGCCAUGACUAUAAUCGGCUUCUCGGUCCCUCUUCGGAAACGGGCAAUUUACAUUGCCAUGCUGUCCAGCAUGUUUGGCAUAUCUUCUGUAGUAGGACCAAUCCUGGGCGGAGCCUUUACGGAUCGCCUGUCCUGGCGGUGGUGUUUCUGGAUCAACCUGCCUCUUGGGGGCAUCGCUAUCGCAGUCGUCUUUUUCUUCUUCAAGAAUCCGGAACGAAAGCACAACAAGCUUACCACCAAGGAAAAGAUUGGUGAAAUCGAUCUGUUGGGAGCCUUUUUCUUGAUCUGCGCCAUUGUCUGCCUUCUUCUAGCCCUCCAGUGGGGUGGAAGCGUGUAUCCGUGGAGCAACUCCAGGGUGUGGGGCACUCUUCUUGGAGGCGGCCUGAUCACCAUCGUCUUCUGCUACCUGCAAUACAAACGGGGAGACCGAGCCACGAUCCCUCCACGCAUCUUGCUUAAGCAGAGAACUGUCCUUGCUUGUGCCUUAUUCUACCUUCCGUUCUACUUCCAAGCGGUCAAAGGAACCACAGCCGAAGGAUCCGGGAUUCGUACUAUCCCCUAUCUGGUAAGUACUACGCUGGCGUCUAUCGUGGUUGGUGGCAGCAUCACAGCGAUAGGGCCGUAUGUUCCCUUCACCUGGGCUGGCUCCGUUAUCUUUGUUAUUGGCUCUGGCAUGCUCUACACUUUGAAGGUCAAUUCCAGCACUGGCAUGUGGAUAGGAUAUCAGAUUCUGGCUGGUGCUGGUGCUGGCGCCUGUGUGCAGAUCCCGUUCAUCGCCACACAAGUCGUGUUGAACAAGAAAGACAUGCCGUCAGGAAAUGCUGUAGCAAUUUUCUUCAACACGCUAGGCGGAGCAAUCGCGAUAUCAAUCGCACAGAACAUCUUCUCGAAUACUCUGAUUAGCCAAAUUCCAAGAUUCACCAGGAACAUUGACCCUGCCAUGAUCAUAGGGGCUGGGGCAACCAAUAUUCGGGCUGUCACGCCACCUGAGGAGCUGCCGGGCGUGCUCGAGGCAUACAAUGUUGCUGUUACCAGGACUUUCAUCCUGCCAAUCGCUUGCGCAGGGGUCGCUUGCUUAUGCUCCUUGUUGUUCGAAUGGAGGAGCGUGAAAGGCAAGAAGUUGGAAAUGGGUGCCGCGGCUUAA
Molecule: messenger RNA, 1818 nt
Organism: Endocarpon pusillum Z07020
Lineage: Eukaryota; Fungi; Ascomycota; Eurotiomycetes; Verrucariales; Verrucariaceae
Exons: 4
Coding region: 1-1818 (605 amino acids)
Biological process (GO): transmembrane transport
Molecular function (GO): transmembrane transporter activity
Source: RefSeq, a predicted model, not a curated record